This is a messenger RNA of Tauraco erythrolophus (red-crested turaco), 1034 nucleotides long. The record is from RefSeq and is a predicted model, not a curated record. Lineage: Eukaryota; Metazoa; Chordata; Aves; Musophagiformes; Musophagidae.
UGCAUCAGCUCCAACCUGUUAUCAGCUGAUUCCUCUAUUAGCAAAUGGAGAAGUAUUUGGGAUGACCACAGAAAUCAGUAUCCAUUUGCUUGACACUGACAAGUUUAAGGACGUUCUUUGUGGUAUUGUGAUGGAAGCUGAAGACAUGGCAUUCCCACUCCUCCGCAGUAUUUCAGAGCACACUGAAAUAGAUGAGGCUUUUAUUCAAGCCGAUAUUAUCAUUGUUCUUGAUGAUGUCCUCUUAAAUCUUGAAGUCCAAUCUGUUGAGAACUACAUCAGAGAAGUGAGUGAGAUCUGUCAAGUUUAUGCUCCCCUGAUUGAGAAGAAUGCCAAGAGUGGGGUCAGAAUAAUUUCAUCAGGAAAAACCUUUGUAAAUCUUAAGGCAAUGAUGAUUAUGACGUAUGGCCCAUCCAUUAAGCCUGAAAAUGUCAUUGCCGUUGCAACAUCCUGGGAAUGUGCAGCUAAAGCCAUGCUGGCCAGGAAGCUGAAUAUGAACGCAGCAGGAGUUAAAGACGUGAUUGUUUGGGGCAAUAUUACUGGCUGCAACUACAUUGAUUUGUCACAUGCAAAACUUUAUGGAUAUGACUCUGCUAUUUGGGGCCCAGCUAAUUUUUCACGUCCUUUGUUGAAUAUGAUUUAUGAUAGUGAAUGGAUCCGUUCAGAAUUUCUAUCUGCACAAAGUUCACUGAGUUCCCACGUCUGUCAUUGUGUAGGAAUGUUACCUGCUCAUGGAGUAGCCACUGUUCUGAGAUACUGGUAUCAUGGUUCUCCUCCUGGGGAGAUCAUUUCUGUGGGAGUACUUACUAAAGAUCAAUUUUGUGUUCCUGAAGGAAUUGUCUUCUCUAUGCCAGUGAAGUUCCAGAACGGUAACUGGGAAGUCGUAACAGAAUUAGAAAUCAACGAAACAACCCAAGAAGUUCUGGGACGAUUAGCCCAUGAGCUGAUUCAGGAAAAGCUCAUUGCACUAAAGGAAAUAAAAGAAAUGGAUCUGUAUGGAGCUGAUAAAAUCACUAAUAAAAAAUACUUGUGUCAAG